GAUGGGAACAUCGAGUACAAGCUAAAGCUAGUGAAUCCCUCGCAAUACCGCUUUGAGCACCUGGUGACACAGAUGAAGUGGCGACUACAGGAAGGCCGAGGUGAGGCUGUCUACCAGAUCGGCGUGGAGGACAAUGGGCUGCUGGUGGGCCUCUCAGAGGAGGAGAUGCGUGCCUCGCUCAAGACACUGCGCCGUAUGGCAGAGAAGGUUGGGGCUGACAUUACGGUGCUGCGGGAGAGGGAGGUCGAUUACGACAGCGACGUUCCAAGGAAGAUAACGGAGGUGCUUGUCCGAAAGGUGCCUGACAACCAGCAGUUCUUAGACCUGCGAGUAGCUGUGCUGGGGAAUGUGGACUCAGGGAAGUCAACCCUGUUGGGUGUCCUAACGCAAGGAGAGCUGGACAACGGGCGGGGCAGAGCACGCCUCAACCUCUUCCGGCAUCUCCAUGAAAUCCAGUCAGGAAGAACGUCGAGCAUCAGCUUUGAGAUCCUCGGCUUCAACAGCAAAGGAGAGGUGGUAAAUUACAGUGACUCCCGAACAGCAGAAGAGAUCUGUGAGAGUUCUUCCAAAAUGAUCACUUUCAUCGACCUGGCUGGCCACCACAAGUAUCUAAAAACAACCAUCUUUGGCCUCACCAGCUACUGCCCAGACUUUGCUAUGCUGGUGGUUAGUGCCAACACUGGCAUUGCAGGCACAACGCGAGAGCACUUGGGCUUGGCCAUGGCCCUCAAGGUCCCCUUCUUCAUUGUCAUCAGCAAAGUUGACUUGUGUUCGAAAGCCACCGUGGAACGGACAGUGAAGCAGCUGGAGCGAAUCCUGAAGCAGCCAGGCUGCAACAAGCUCCCCCUGCUUGUGAACUCAGAUGACGAUGCUGUUACAGCAGCACAGCAGUUUGCACAGUCUCCCAACAUCACCCCAAUCUUCACACUGUCCAGUGUUUCUGGGGAGAACCUGGAUCUCUUAAAAGUCUUCCUCAACAUCCUCCCUCCACUGACCAACAGUAAAGAGCAGGAAGAACUAAUGCAGCAACUCACAGAGUUUCAGGUCGAUGAAAUUUAUACUGUGCCAGAGGUGGGGACUGUUGUGGGAGGAACUCUGUCGAGUGGGAUCUGCCGAGAAGGCGAGAAUCUGGUGGUUGGUCCCACUGACGAUGGGAAGUUCCUCCGGCUGAAAGUGUGCAGUAUCCAACGCAACCGCUCUGCCUGCCGUGUGCUGCGGGCUGGGCAGGCAGCCACGCUAGCCCUCGGACCCUUCGACCGCUCCCUGCUGCGCAAGGGCAUGGUCAUGGUGAGCCCAGAAAUGAACCCCACCAUCUGCUCAGUGUUUGAAGCCGAGAUCGUGCUGUUGUUCCAUGCCACGACUUUCCGGAAGGGGUUUCAGGUGACGGUGCACGUGGGGAACGUGCGACAGACUGCUAUCGUAGAGAAGAUCCAUGGAAAGGACAAGCUGCGGACAGGAGAGAAGGCAGUUGUCCGUUUCAGGUUCAUUAAGCAUCCUGAAUACUUGAAGAUCGGAGCCAAGCUGCUUUUCCGUGAAGGAGUCACCAAAGGCAUUGGGCAUGUCACUGACCUCCAAGCCAUCACCACCAAAGAAAACGGUCUGGAGGAGUCCCUGGGGCCUGGACAGCUGAGCUUCUGACUACCACUAGGUCAGAGAGAUCUCCACUCGCCAACACAUGGGGAGAAGGAUGGAACCUCCCGUGGCUCUCUGAGUGAUGCCUGGAGCUGCUG
Molecule: messenger RNA, 1730 nt
Organism: Fulmarus glacialis (Northern fulmar)
Lineage: Eukaryota; Metazoa; Chordata; Aves; Procellariiformes; Procellariidae
Gene: GTPBP2
Product: GTP binding protein 2
Exons: 11
Coding region: 73-1638 (521 amino acids)
Biological process (GO): translational elongation
Molecular function (GO): GTP binding; translation elongation factor activity; GTPase activity
Source: RefSeq, a predicted model, not a curated record